AUGUUAGGGUCAUGCCAGCGACGAGUUCACGGUAUUGCCGCAGAGCAUCACGAGAAUUGGAGGAAGGACGGUACUGCUGCGUGGAGCGAGAUUGAAUGGGCGAAGGCGGCUGCGGAGGGAUGGCAUUUGGAUUUGAAGACUGGUAGACGGCGGGGUGGAAUCGAGGGAGAUUUGCAAGGUGGAAAGCAGGAGCUGUUUUGGAGGAAUGGCGAGGACGCGGGCGGGAAGGGGCAGGAGAGCUGGCGCGUAUGGAGGGAGACAUGGUUGAGUGAGGUGGCUGCGACGCAUGCAGAGUUGUCGGGCGGUCAGCGAACAUGCUGCCUCCAACGACGAGGCUGUCUCGGGGAGCAGGAACUCAGGAGGUGGACAGGACGGCAGAUGAUACAAGUGAAGAGAUGUUUAGCUAGGCAGCUGUCAUUGAAGGAUGAUGGAGAAGAAGAAGAAGCACUUGUGUCUGGGAAGGGGGAUGACGGGGUUUUAUUAAUAGCAAACAUCACUCGUCUAGUCUGCAGGCGCCGUGGCUCUGGGGAAAUCGAUACGAUGGACUAA
Molecule: messenger RNA, 549 nt
Organism: Uncinocarpus reesii 1704
Lineage: Eukaryota; Fungi; Ascomycota; Eurotiomycetes; Onygenales; Onygenaceae
Exons: 2
Coding region: 1-549 (182 amino acids)
Source: RefSeq, a predicted model, not a curated record